Rotaria sordida is the source of this 468-nucleotide messenger RNA. The record is from the annotation of a GenBank genome assembly. Lineage: Eukaryota; Metazoa; Rotifera; Eurotatoria; Philodinida; Philodinidae.
AUGGCGAAAGUGCCAACUCGUCAAUUAGGAAAAACCGGUCCUCAAGUUUCAGCAAUUGGUUGUGGAGCAAUUGUUUUCUCAGCAGAUCAUUCUGAUGCAAAACUUUCUAAUCUCGAAGUAUUUCUUGGCAUAAAAUUUGCACUUGUAAUGUCUCCUGAAUUAAAAACUUACACAGUUCGUGGUGAUGCUCAAUAUGUUCAUGAAGCAUGUGAAAAAAGUUUAAAACGUCUUGGUCUUAGCUCAGUCGAUCUUUAUUAUGCACAUUGUAUCGAUAAAACUGUGCCCAUUGAAGAAACUGUCGGUGCUAUGAAAGAACUUAUUAAUGCUGGUAAAGUUAAAUAUCUUGGUCUAUCUAAUUGUUCAAGUGAUACACUUCGACGAGCACAUGUUGUUCAUCCAAUUGGAUGUGUAGAAAUUGAAUACUCACCAUUUAGUCUCAAUAUUGAAUGCAGUGUUGCCACCUUUUGA